CCCACUCUGUCGUCAUUUUAUUUGUUUGUAGGGCCAACUAUCUCGUGUUCAAAUUGAGUUAUUGGUGGAUACAGUGCUGAAACUUCACCCUCAAGAAGUUCAAAUGUACCAAUCUUUUACAAAGAAAGAACUUAGUGUUGCCUACUUAGAGGGAGUGGAUUUGUUUAGGAAGGCCAUUCUUCGGCGGGGAUCCCCGGAAGAAUUUGCUCUCCAGACAGUGCAAGAAGCUAUAAAACCUCAGAGGCAAACCAAGUUAGUCCAGGAUGAGAAUCAGCUUCUGGAGAAUAUUCUGAGGUCCUUACUCCAAGAAUUAGUGACUUCUGCAGUACAGUCAGGGCAGAAAAUCAUGCUGUAUGGGCAAUCAAUUGAUGAAGAUGAAACUGUGCACGGUCAAAUUCCACGCCUUCUGGACAUUGUGCUAUAUCUUUCUGAGAAAGAGCAUAUUGAAGGUGGUAUGAUAUUUCAGCUUUUAGAAGAUUUGACAGAAAUGUCCACAAUGAGAAAUUGUGAAGACAUAUUUGGGUACAUUGAGAGUAAACAAGAUGUAUUGGGAAAGCCAGAACUAUUUGCACGAGGAAAACUUGUGAUGUUAAGAACGUGUAAUCAACUUCUCCGUCGCCUGUCAAAGGCAAAUGUUGUGUUCUGUGGAAGAAUCAUCAUGUUCCUUGCACACUUUUUUCCACUAUCUGAGCGCUCUGCUGUUAAUAUAAAGGGAGUAUUCAAUACAUCAAAUGAAACAAAGUAUGAGAAAGAACCUCCUGAAGGUCUUUCAAUUGAUUUCAACUUCUACAAAACCUUUUGGAGUUUACAGGAGUACUUUUGCAACCCGCCAUCUCUAUCUGUUGCCCCCACCAAGUGGCAUAAAUUUACUGCCAGUUUAAUGGUGGUUCUUAAUACAUUUGAGGCUCAGCCUAUAAGUGAUGAAGAGGGAAAUGCGAAUUACCUUGAGGAUGAGGCAGCAGCAUUCAACAUAAAAUAUCUUACUAGCAGUAAGCUGAUGGGUCUUGAGUUGAAGGAUCCCAGUUUCCGACGUCACAUUCUAGUUCAAUGCCUCAUUUUGUUUGAUUAUCUAAAGGCUCCAGGGAAAAGUGAUAAAGAAUUGCCAUCUGAAGUUAUGAAAGAAGAAAUAAAGACUUGUGAAGAGCGGGUGAAGAAACUUCUUGAAAUUACUCCACCUAAAGGAAAAGAAUUUCUUCAGUCCAUAGAGCAUAUUCUAGAGCGUGAAAGGAACUGGGUUUGGUGGAAACGUGAUGGUUGCCCUCCAUUCGAAAAGCAACAAAUUGAGAAAAAGCUAGGUCAAGGAGUGCAAAAGAAACGCCGACAGAGGUGGAGGCUUGGAAAUAAAGAACUCUCUCAAUUAUGGAAAUGGGCCGAUCAGAAUCCGAAUGCUUUAACUGAUCCUCUACGUGUGCGCACUCCUGACAUCUUAGACUACUGGAAGCCCUUGGCUGAAGAUAUGGAUGAUUCUGCUGGAAUUGAAGCCGAAUAUCAUCACAAAAAUAAUAGGGUUUAUUGUUGGAAAGGUCUCCGGUUUUCUGCUAGACAAGAUCUGGAAGGAUUUUCUCGAUUCACAGAAUAUGGAAUCGAGGGUGUCGUACCUAUAGAACUAUUGCCUCCUGAGGUAAGGUCAAAAUAUCAAGGGAAACCGAUCGACAAGUCUAAGCGGGCCAAGGAGGAAACAAAAACUUCAGUGCAACAAGCAGAAGGAAAUCAGGCAACAAUACCAGCUGGAGAGGUAGGCGCUGAGGGAAGUAGACCUGAGCUGGAAACCUCAUCCAGUGCUCCAAUGGACACAUAUACUGCUGGGAACAUUUCUCAAAGCGGACCACCAACUCCAGAUGAAAACCAGAAGGAAAGCUCUGAAACUGAUGGUCCGGAAGCUGGGCAAAUGGAAGCUGAUGCAGAAACACCACAGAUAGAAGCUGAUGUGGAACUACCGCAGAUGGAAGGUGACGUUGAAACAGAGGCAGGAACCGAAACAGGCGAUGCAGAUGGCUGAUUAAUACAUGCGAGGUGAGCACUUGAUAGUAGAAGCUAUAUCCCUGCAAUGAAACUUCUUUUCAUUAUAGUGUUUGGAGACCAGGAAUUCGAUUUAAUUAUUGGAUUUGAAAUGAUCAAAUUACAUGAAGAGAGUGGAUUUGUAAUUGAGUUCUGUUCGGAACUAGAGGAAUUUGGCCCAAAUACAAAUCGUUCUGUUUUUUUGGUUUCCCAAACAUUUAAUUCUGGUCAAAUCUGAAUUUGGAAUCCAGUUUUAAGUUUCCAAACAGGCUAUAAAGAGAUUUGGAUGGAAAGACACCCUUAGAGAAGAAGAGGCUGGAUUUGCAUUUCCCACACAGCUCAUGAGUUCAUUUCAACCAUAGCAAACAGUUAAUGGCAUGCUCACUAUGGACAU
Molecule: messenger RNA, 2392 nt
Organism: Cuscuta campestris
Lineage: Eukaryota; Viridiplantae; Streptophyta; Magnoliopsida; Solanales; Convolvulaceae
Source: the annotation of a GenBank genome assembly